Acanthoscelides obtectus is the source of this 2351-nucleotide messenger RNA. The record is from the annotation of a GenBank genome assembly. Lineage: Eukaryota; Metazoa; Arthropoda; Insecta; Coleoptera; Chrysomelidae.
UUUAAGUAUUUAAUUAAAGUUCUUAUUUGGUAAAUCAUCAAAAAAAAAAAUGUUUGUAUUCUGAUAAGGUCUAUAUUUAUAUUUUUAUGACUAAUCAGUAGGCUGUGAAAUUCUGCGGAAAUGCAGGCUGUAGAUAGUCUGUAUGUGUAUGAACAAAUUUUAAAUGCGGAUGUGCAAAUCGACAAAGGCAAAUAUCGAGCACAUGAAAUUUUUUUAAACCAGUAUCAUUACCGAGUGCUAAGGGUUUACGUUCAAAAUGAGUAGUGUUUCAGAAAAUUCUACAAGUGAUUUUUUGACGGAGGAAGUUCCUGCAAAAAUUUCGUCCAACCUGAAAUUGGUGGAAAUUUUGGAAAGCUAUAAUAUAUAUUUAAUAAAUCGCAAGUUCCUAAAAUAAAAGAGAAAAAAGAACAAGUAUACAAAGAAAUCUACCAUUAUAUAUAUUUUGCAAAUUGGAAGGGAUUUAACUGAAAAACAACUAAAAAGAAAAUAUAAAAUAUGAAGACCGAGUUGAAGAAACAGACGGAGAAAACUGCAACGGGAAAUAAGAAAAUUGUUUUAAACGCGUGGAAAAACAACUUUUGGCGCGAAUGGAAGGACCAGAAAACCCUGUUUUUCAAAAAGCACCAGGAGCAAUAGGAUCUGUGGAACAACCUCAGCCAUCAACAUCUAAAGGGACCUAUUCACAUGCGAGCAUGUCCGGCGGAUCUGUCCGACGGACAGAUCUGCUGCGCGCUACUGACAUGCGAAUUUGUCCGUAUACAUUCACCGACAAAUCUGGAUAGACGAAGUUUUUGGUUCAUUCAGUUACUGAUUUCCGCGUUGUGAAAUGGAUAAUAAAAAGAAACUUGCGAUAAUUGGAGGAUUCAUAGUUUUAUUUGAUGAAAAGAAGAAGAAAAGACUGUGGUCAAAGCGGUGGUUCUUAGAAAGAAGAAAGUAUUCUCAUAUGAGUUUAAUUAGAGAACUCCAAACAACAGAGCCUCAUGAUUUGCACAACUUUUUACGAAUGGAUAAAGAAGCAUUUGAAAUAUUAUUACAAUAUGUAGACCCAUUAAUCCAAAUAAAUACCACCCAUAUGAGAGAAGCAGUGAGUAGCAGAGAGCGAUUAAUUGCUACGCUACGGUACUUAGCAACUGGAAGGAGUGUUGAAGACUUGAAGUUUAGUUGUGCAAUCUCCCCACAGCUUCUCGGGAAAAUAAUACCUGAAACUUGUUGGGCAUUAUUUAUGACACUAAAAAACGAAUAUUUGAAGUUUCCAUCAAGCUCAAAUGAUUGGCUGGAAAUCGCAAAUGGAUUCAAACGUUCCUGCGACUUUGAACAUUGCUUGGGAGCCAUGGAUGACAAGCAUAUUGCCAUAAAAAAACCGCCUAAUAGCGGUUCGUUUUUUUACAAUUAUAAGGGAUUUUUCAGCACCGUUUUGUUUGCCAUUGUAAACGCUAACUAUGAAUUUAUUUAUGUAUAUACGGGAAUAAAUGGCAGAGUUUCAGAUGGAGGUGUCCUGCAAGAGACCGAUUUUUACAAGAAACUCGAAAAUCAUACUUUAAAUAUUCCUCCUCCUCAUCAUCUUGAAAAAUCAGCAGUCAAAUUACCAUACGUUUUUAUAGGAGAUGACGCUUUUAGCCUAACAGAAAAUGUAAUAAAGCCCUAUUCAAUAAAUGGUAUUAGCCACGAUGAAAAAGUUUUCAAUUAUCGCCUAUGCCGAGCAACGAGAGUGGUUGAAAACGUGUUUGGCAUAUUGGCUUCUCGCUUCAGAAUAUUACUGAGCACAAUUACACUAAGUAAUGUAGAAAAAGUCGAUAAAGUCGUAUUGGCAUGCUGCGUAUUACAUAAUUUUUUAAGAAGAAAAUGUUCCAACUAUAUGAAUAUUCGCUCAGUUGAUCGCGAAAACAGUCAUCACAUUAUUCAAGAUGGUGAUUGGCGUGAAGAGCUUCGUCAGUUACAUGGUUUACAAAACAGAAGGACCUAUUACAAUGAUAUUGCUAAAAAUGUCAGAAAAGCAUUUACCAACUACUAUAAUAAUGAAGGAGGAGUAUCAUUUCAAGAAAAUAUGAUCAACGGAAAUUAAGAAUAAUCGAAAAGUCUUACAAAAAGUUGUAUUUGAUCGAAAAUGUUUGCAUUUUUUAUUAAAAAUAAACGUAUUAAAAAAAUUACUUACCCUUGUUUCACUUUGAGUUUCCUCUUCUAAUUCCUGGAAUGCCAUUGAAGAGGUUCCAGGGCGAACUUCUUCCUGAUCCCGAGUAAAUAAUAGUAAUUGAAAAUACCACAAACUGGGUUCAUAAAUACUAUCCGUGGAGGCCCCAGUUUUCUUACUUUUUCUAAUUUCUCUUAAUUCUCGGCGAAAGCCAGCACGCAAG